AUGGAGGCGUUCAACCUGGGAGCGGGCUCCGAAAUCCCUGUGGAGACGCCUGCUGAGAAUGGUGAUAGCCCGUUCCCCGGAGGGAUUCAUGGCCGGAUCAAAGGUCUGAAACAAUGGCCUGGAGGAAUUGUUCGGAGUGCGAGUGGCUCUUCGAUCUCGAGCAGCAAGGGCAAGGGGAAGGCCUCGAACAAGAAAGGCAAAUCUGCUCGCACUGGGGGAGACUCCGAUGCCUCUCUAGAGGGCGAUGAUGAAAACAUGGCCGACGGAGCGGUAGAGGAUGAUGAGGAUGAUUAUCUCGUGCGAACAGACCAUCUCUCAAACCCGAUGGAAGAGGUGGAGUAG
Molecule: messenger RNA, 342 nt
Organism: Penicillium argentinense
Lineage: Eukaryota; Fungi; Ascomycota; Eurotiomycetes; Eurotiales; Aspergillaceae
Product: Peroxisomal biogenesis factor 6
Exons: 1
Coding region: 1-342 (113 amino acids)
Source: RefSeq, a predicted model, not a curated record